AUGGACCAAAAGCAUGUCGCAGGCAACCACAGCCAGAGCGGCGGAUCAGUCGUAAGGGCCGCUCCUUUCGCAUCAUUAUCGAUGCACUCGUUCGACCGCCUACGUCUCCUCGGCUUCCCGUCAGAAAUACAGCAGUUGGUGCGCCAAACCCUCCAGGCCCACUGGCCGCGUGGAGUCCAAGAAGAGCGUCCCUACGGCGGCUCCUACGAGUUCAAACUGAAGGGAAACCCCUGGCGAGCGCUGAGCGAAGAUGGCGUGACAGCCCGCCGCCUCAUCACCCGCCUCCUCGAGGCCCUCUUCAACGUUGGCUGGGUGCUCAACCUCAGCGCCGACGUAUCUUGCAAGCAGCGCGACAUCGACACGCUGAUCUUCCGCCGGCAGGCGGCGCCGCCCUCACCCUGCGACUGGAUGUGUAUGUACUUCACGAGCGGGGACCGUAUCCGUGUCAUCGACGCGCCGCACGACUUCGAGGCCGCGCUCAAGCGUAUGCUCGGCGCCGCCGUGCAGACCGACAAGGGCUACACGUACCGCGGCGGCUACGAGCUGAAGAUGAGGGGGUGGCCGUGGCGUGCCUCGGGCGAGGAGACCAUGCUGGCGCGCCAGAUGGUCUUGGAUAUGCUCUCUCUGCUUGACGAGCAUGGGUGGAGUGUCUAUGCCUGCGUGGACCAGAAGGAGAAGCCUGGUGGUGAUAAUGACAGCAUCGGGGACGCCGAUACGUGGCACUGUCGUCGAGUACAGGGUUGGGCACCGGGGCUGCCGGCUUAUAAUCUGAAGUGA
This is a messenger RNA of Anthostomella pinea, 777 nucleotides long. NCBI's taxonomy places the organism in Eukaryota, Fungi, Ascomycota, Sordariomycetes, Xylariales, Xylariaceae. The record is from the annotation of a GenBank genome assembly.